Molecule: messenger RNA, 420 nt
Organism: Halteromyces radiatus
Lineage: Eukaryota; Fungi; Mucoromycota; Mucoromycetes; Mucorales; Cunninghamellaceae
Exons: 2
Coding region: 1-360 (119 amino acids)
Source: RefSeq, a predicted model, not a curated record
AUGUAUCCAGUCCUUAUGUAUUGUGGUGCAGCAUCUAUCUGUGGUUUGAUUAUUGGGGGAUGUAGUGGAUUUGCAGUUGAAGCGAUCACUUCCGCCAUGAUCAAUGCAACUUGGGGAAAACAACACGAUGAUAACUUUAGUACAAUAAAUAGUAUGGAUGAAAUGGAAGAGGAUGAAUCUAUGUCACCUACAUCUUCAUUGUAUCGAUUUUCAAUUUCAUCUGACACCUUUUCAAGUCCUUCUUCCUUUUAUGAUGACAAGCCCGAUGAUUGGCAUGGUGAUGAAGAUCCUGAAGAAAUAGCCUCCUUUUUACGACAAAGAAGGAGAUUUCAACAAGACUUCAAUCCAUUUUUAUUAUAGACUAUUUAUUUUAUGUAUUAUUCUAUACUAAACUAUAUUAUUAUUAUUAAUAAAAUGAAG